UUUCCCCAUUUACUUCGUUUUCAGUGUUCUUCUCUUCUGCCCCCAAAAUGAAGCCCCAAAAUGAAGCACUUCAUGCUCCCAAGAAACCCUCGCAGGACGCAGAACUCGCUUCUUCGGCCACCCCAGCCCCCUCCCCUCUCCUAGCUCCGCCAAAACCCGCCCCUCUGGCAAGCACAAACACUCCAAAGAGAAUGACCCUUCCUCCGAUCCCAAUCUCGUCGUUCCUUCUCCCGGUAAGUUCAAGAGCCCCUUGCCUCCGAGACCUCCCUCUUCCAACCCUCUUAAGCGAAAGCUCGCCGUGGCCGGCAAUGCCCUAACCGAUAAUUCCCUCCCCGCAUCCUCCGAUUCCGGCGUCAAGGUUUUAUUGUGAGGAUGAGGUUGCUCUGUCCCGACAAGGACGAAGGGGAUCCCACUGUUCAGAAGGUUUCCAAUGACUCGUUGUCCAUCAAUGGCCACAACUUCACCUUCGAUUUUGUUGCUGACACUGCGGCCACUCAGGCAGGGUUUCUAUUUUUAGUCAUGCUGUUCUUGAUGUGAUCCUAAGUUGGAAAGCACAAUGGAGUAUGUCGCUGUAUGUGAAGUUAAGAUACGUCCUAAAAGUUGUUUCAGCUACUGCAUGGGUGAUUGUUCUGUCAGUUACUUAUGCAUAUACUUGGGAUAAUCCUCCUGGGUUUGCUCAGACCAUUAAAAGUUGGUUUGGAAGUGGUGGUUCAAGUGCUCCUUCAUUGUAUAUUUUGGCUGUUGUUGUUUACCUGUCACCGAAUAUGCUUGCUGCAAUAUUCUUUCUGAUCCCUUUUAUUCGUCGUCAUCUCGAGAGGUCAAACUAUAGGGUUGUGAUGCUAAUGUUAUGGUGGUCACAGCCUCGUUUGUAUGUUGGUAGAGGAAUGCACGAGAGCGCAUUUUCCCUUUUCAAGUACACAAUGUUUUGGGUGCUUCUCAUAAUUACAAAGUUGGCUUUUAGUUACUAUAUUGAGAUAAAACCUCUCGUGGGACCUACUAAAGCUAUAAUGAAUGUAAAAAUCACAACUUUCCAGUGGCAUGAAUUCUUUCCUCAUGCAAGGAACAAUAUUGGUGUUGUAAUUGCACUUUGGUCGCGCCAAUUAUCCUGGUAUACUUCAUGGAUACCCAAAUUUGGUAUGCCAUAUUCUCAACAUUAUUUGGUGGUAUAUAUGGUGCCUUCCGUCGGCUUGGGGAGAUACGGACACUAGGAAUGCUAAAGAAAAGAAUUGGUGUGACAACUACAUGUCUUGUGUUGUCCGUGAGUGCUAUGCUUCAUUUAAGAAUUGCUACUAAUAUCAUGUAAGUGAUUUUUUUGUAUUCAUUUGAUCAUUGCUUUUAAUGAUGCAUUUCCUUUGUAAAAUAAGAUCUUAUUGUAAGUUUCUUAUAACCGUUGUUAAU
Vigna unguiculata (cowpea) is the source of this 1398-nucleotide messenger RNA. Its product is annotated as callose synthase 3-like. The record is from RefSeq and is a predicted model, not a curated record. Gene Ontology annotation, molecular function: glucosyltransferase activity. Gene Ontology annotation, cellular component: plasma membrane. NCBI's taxonomy places the organism in Eukaryota, Viridiplantae, Streptophyta, Magnoliopsida, Fabales, Fabaceae.